This is a messenger RNA of Pseudoliparis swirei, 910 nucleotides long. Its product is annotated as tumor necrosis factor ligand superfamily member 10-like. Bases 56 to 910 code for a protein of 284 amino acids. The record is from RefSeq and is a predicted model, not a curated record. The transcript is spliced from 6 exons. NCBI's taxonomy places the organism in Eukaryota, Metazoa, Chordata, Actinopteri, Perciformes, Liparidae. Gene Ontology annotation, biological process: immune response. Gene Ontology annotation, cellular component: membrane. Gene Ontology annotation, molecular function: tumor necrosis factor receptor binding.
UGCAAGCGUCUCCUGCUCCUCAGAACUUCUUUGGGAGCCAUACUGCCGCUCCGGCAUGGCCGUUUCUCUCUCCCUGCAGAGUCUGGGGCUCCUCACGCUCGCAGCGAUCCUCCUGCAGACCAUCGCGGUGGCCGUCAGCUUCGUGUACUUCAACAAGGUCCUGAGCUCGAUGCAGGAGAGCUUCUCCCGCAGCAGCGUGUCCUGCCUCAUGAACGUCAAUCUGCGCUCUGACGUUGGAGAUUCAGCGGCGGAGAAGAAGAGCGACCCCUGCUGGCAGGUUACGCAACAGCUCCACUACCACAUAGAAAAGACGAUGGCUGACAGAUUCCAGAAGGAGAUAUCCACUGCAAUGAGACAUAAGAUGACGGGAGUGCUGCCUUUCCUGAGUACGGGGGUCCGGGGGGUCCCGCUUCCACAAGUCGCUGCCCACGUGACCGGCGUCGUCUCGUCCACGGAGCCUCCGGCGCCGGACGGCCCGCGUGGCAGCAGGGGCCACCUGGGGGAGCGGAUCAGAGAGUGGGAGGGCCACCGGGGUCUGUCCUUCCUGCAGAACAUGGAGCUGAGCGGGGGGGAGCUGCUGGUGCCCCGCGCAGGCCUCUACUACAUCUACGGCCAGACCUACUUCAGACUGCCAUCCACGGGGGAGCCGGACGGGGAGGACGACGAGGCCCAGCUGGUCCAGUACAUCUACAAGAAGAUGAGUUCCUACACGGUGCCCAUCCUGCUGAUGAAGUCUUCUCGGAGCGCCUGCUGGCCCCGGGGUCCGGAGCCCGGUCUCUUCUCCCUGCAUCAGGCCGGCACGGCCUUCCUCCAGCCCGCCGACCGCCUCUUCAUCACCGUCAGCAACGCCAGCGCCAUGGAGAUGGACGGCAGGGCCAGCUACUUCGGGGCCUUCCUGGUGGGGGGGUGA